Molecule: messenger RNA, 3857 nt
Organism: Leptopilina boulardi
Lineage: Eukaryota; Metazoa; Arthropoda; Insecta; Hymenoptera; Figitidae
Product: uridine diphosphate glucose pyrophosphatase NUDT14-like
Exons: 4
Coding region: 168-845 (225 amino acids)
Biological process (GO): ribose phosphate metabolic process; nucleoside phosphate metabolic process
Molecular function (GO): metal ion binding; UDP-sugar diphosphatase activity
Source: RefSeq, a predicted model, not a curated record
UAUUAUUGUGCUGUGGUCUUUACGAUUUACGUUUUACGAUCUAAUUGUUCGUUGACCUAACCAAAAUAAAAUAUUAACCUCACUUUUCACUGGAAAUAUUAAUAAUCAGUUUGAGUUCUUGUAUUUUAAUUUUCAGUGUCUAGAAACUUUUAAAGUUGCAGAAAGAAAUGAGCGAAUUAACAAUAGAAGAAAGUAGCUCAAGUAUUCGAAAAAGAAUGCUAGAUUUAGAAAGAGUAUAUGUAAUGUCAAUGCCUCCAGAUUCUCCCUACAUUAGACCACUGAGAAUGAAUUAUACUCAAGACGGUCGACAGAAAUAUUGGGACUUAAUGAGAGUUCACGACGGCGUUUGUAUUGUCAUUUUCAAUAUUAGUCGAAUGAAACUUGUUUGCGUAAAACAAUUUCGUCCUCCUUGUUACUUUGCCUCUGUUCCUGAGCAAUUUGGCGUUGUUGACGUCAAAAAAUAUCCAGCGAAACUUGGUGUUUCUCUGGAACUUUGUGCUGGAAUAAUCGAUAAAAAUAAGUCAAUUGUCGAAAUUGCAAGGGAAGAAGUUCUCGAAGAAUGCGGAUAUGAUGCUCCAGUUUCACUUUUCGAGAAAGUUAAUUGUUACAGAUCAGGAGUAGGAUCUGCUUCUUCUUCACAAACUUUAUUCUACGUUGAAGUUACUGAUGAUAUGAGAAUUCAUCCCGGAGGUGGUGCUGACUCAGAGGGUGAAUUAAUCGAAGUUAUCGAAAUGAAUAUUCAGCAAGUGAAGGAUUACCUGCAUUCUGGAAAUGUUGAAAGUCCUUCCAGUUUUCUUUAUGGUGUCACUUGGUUUUUGGCUAGUAAACAAGACCGUUACCAUUAAUGUUCAACAUCGUCUUUUGUGAAUUGAGUACUGACCCAGGCAAGACCCCAUUUCAAAUUCGUCAGGACAUAUUUUAAGGCCUUAGUCCACUGCUCUUCAGAAUUGAACUGAAUUCUAUAAAUAAAAAAGGAUAUAAAUUAAAAUUUGAAAUGCUUAUUGACAAAUAAAUCAAUUAAACGUAGAGGAGAAAGAGAACCUUAACUUAACGUAAACAAAGCGAGAAUGCAUAUUACAUAAACAAACACUUAUUUAUUUAUUUAUAUACAUUCCCCGUAGUCCACAGAAGUGAACCAUAAAUGGGUAACUAAAUAAUUAUAAAAUUUAUUAUUAUAAAAUAUCAAAAUAUUUAAAAUAUAGUAUUAUUAUAUGAGCAUUGUCACACUCACAAAUUCACAUCAACAAAAAGCAUAAUAUUUUAAUUUAUUUUACGAUUAAACAAUAAGUAUUUAUUAAUAGUUUCGAGAAACUUUGAUUGUGACGUGUUAAAUAAAUCAAUAUGCGGUUCAAAAGUAGAGGAUAAUUUGUUUAUAUGGUAAUAUACAAAAAAAAUAGGUGCUAUAAACAUUAAAGGUGAUGGUAUAUUAGUUAAAUAAAAAGGUUUAUUUUGUCUUGAUGAUAAUCUCGGUACUCUGAUAUUGAUUAGAUUUAAGGGGGGAACACCAGUUGUAACUUUCGAAAAAUCGAAUUUUUUUUUUGUGCAUUUUCUUAAAGUAUACAUAUUUAGAAAUGUGUCUGUAAAUUUCAAAGUUGAUCCGGUGAAAAAUAAAUGAGAUAUACAGAACACUGCAGCGGCGCGUCCCGUGGCUUCAUACAAGGUGGCCAGCCAUACCUGACCCUAACGACACAUGGCCUUUUCCUAUGAUUUAGAAACGGCAACCACUGCGGAAGAGUUAUUAUAUGGUCCAGGAAUCGAUGACUCUUUGUAACUUGGAAACAAAAUUUCUCCUGAACAAAAAAAAGUAAGUUGAAACUUUGAAUGCGUUUUUCUCAAAAUGACAUUUUCCAAGUCGGUGACCACGAUUACUCGAAUACCAUUAACAAAUAUGGCAAAACAAUGUGGUGAUUUAAAAUUUUAAACAAGAACAUAGUUACGUGUAUAAUUCUUAGUUCUUGCAAUGUUAUCAUGUUAAAACGGUUACAUAAGUCUAAAUAAUUCGAUUCUCUCGGAGGAUAAAUACCGUCUUUUUUGAAAGCUAGAAAUUUGAUAAAAGGCUUUUGAAUAUUCUCGACUUCCUGAGAAUAAAUAUCCUAAAAUGGGUUCCAUAUUACAUCGGCAUAAUCUAAACGAGGAUUUUAUCUAAACAAUUGCAUUAAAUAAAAGUGUAAAAGAAUGAAUAAUAGAAAAAUUUUUUGAAUUUCUUAACAAAAAACCUAAUGAAUUAGACGCGUUUGACAAAAUUUCUGUAAUGUAAUCAUUAAAACUCAAAUCCUGUGAGAAAGUUACACCUAGAUCACGGACGGUAUUCACUCUUGUAAUCUCAUAAUUUUGUAUUUUAUAUGGAAAUUUCAAAACAAUGCCUGAUUUACGAAAAGAUAUUAUUUGACAUUUUGACAAAUUUAAUUCUAUUCUAUUUUCAACAUACGAAAAAUAAAUAGCCAUGAGAUCAUUCUGGAGUUCCUCAGCAUCAUUAUUCGACAAAAUAUGUCGAUAAAUUAUUAAGUCAUCAGCAAAAAAGUAAAGAAAAAGACAUUAUACUCUCAACUAUAUCAUUUAUGAAUAAUUUAAACAAAGGUGAUCACUUUAUUGACAACAAAUCUUACUUUAUAUUAGUAUUAUAAUUUGUAUUAAUAUUAUUUUUUUGUUAUUAUUAUAUUGAUAUAUCCUCGGAUUUAUCGUAAGUAAAAAAUAUUUAAUUUCUUUAACAUACCGUUAACAAAAAGUUUAUAAAUUAACUUAAAAUUACGCAAAUAUAUAGAUAUUACAUUUUGAGGUUAUGUUAUAUUCCUUGUCAAAUUAUAAUUAUAAUCAAUUUUCUAACAUAAAAAUAAGACAGUUGUGUAUAAAAACGAAGCACUGAAGUUCUUUCACUUAUUAGAAAAUGAAUUUUUGUAUUAUAUUUACCCUAUCGAAAUAACGUGCCCCAAACAUGUUCUCAAACCGACUCUGGUUUGUAGAGCAUUUUUAGAGUCUGAUUAGAAAAAGAAACUGAAGUACGCCACGUUUAUAAUAAACGAUUUUUAUUUAUUUAUAUAUAUAUUCCCCGCGGGCAUUCUUUUUAAAGAAAUAAUUUUUUUAAAUGAAAAAUUCUAUAAUUUUUUUCCAAAAAAAUAUUUUGUGUAAUUUUUAUUAAUCAACAAAUUAUAAAAAAAUAUUCUUUAAGGUAAACAAUUUUAUAAUUUAACGUGUUAAAUAAAAAUUGAUUUUCAACCAUAAAACUAUUGUUGGUCAUAACAUUGUUGAGGCGAAACAAUAUAUUAUACAUAUAGCUGAAGCAGCUUUCAGUAUGGAUACAUUGACAAAGAAGAAUGGUUGUGGCAACCAUAUAAUUUGGAACCUAUGAUAUGGAUAUAUCAACCAUAGCUUUAGUUGAGGUAACAAUAUUGGUUUGGAUUUUAACAAUUUUGUUAUUGUAUCCAUUUUUGAAUUGCUAAGGCCCCUAUAGACGCCUGCGCACCUUGUCUGGGCGGUGAUGCAAUAUAUUACGUCUAUAUUACUCGCAUUAAUUCCAAGCGUCGCGAAACGUGUAUAUGUCCGCAGUCCUAAAGAUUUUCUAUAAUCAUUUAAGAAUUAUAUUGAUCCCGGUUAAUGUGUUUUUUAAGUUAAAAAAUGGAAGCUGAGUGCAUUGAUUUCCUUAAAAAAAUAGGCUUCGAAGUUGACUGCGUCCUUUUAAACAAGUUACAUUCACCUUUCCCAGUCAUAAUUUGUAAAUGGGGAAAUUCUUGAAUGUUUGCGACUCUUAGGCACGCACUAUAAUUAUAAUACUAUAAUAAAAGUUGCGAUACGAUUGUUUAUUUUGUUAACGAAUUUGUAUUUGGCGAUUAUUUCAAAAAAAUAAAUACGUUUUUAUGGGA